Messenger RNA from Clarias gariepinus (North African catfish), 2480 nucleotides. RefSeq names its product WD repeat domain, phosphoinositide interacting 2 (gene wipi2). The record is from RefSeq and is a predicted model, not a curated record. Gene Ontology annotation, cellular component: phagophore assembly site membrane; extrinsic component of membrane; cytosol. The transcript has 12 exons. NCBI's taxonomy places the organism in Eukaryota, Metazoa, Chordata, Actinopteri, Siluriformes, Clariidae. The coding region runs from base 167 to 1444 and encodes 425 amino acids. Gene Ontology annotation, biological process: protein lipidation; nucleophagy; protein localization to phagophore assembly site. Gene Ontology annotation, molecular function: phosphatidylinositol-3,5-bisphosphate binding; phosphatidylinositol-3-phosphate binding; protein binding.
CUUGAGCAGGAAAACAACAGCACCACUGAGGGAUGUGAGGGGGCACUAAAUCUCUUCGUUAGUGAUUAGCCUGUGGAGCUAUCAUUAUUAUUAUUUAAAAAAAAAAAAAAAACUUUCCAUAUUUACUGCCAUUUCGAUUUUGACUUGACUUGUAGAUGGUGUGCUCAUGAACCUGGCCAGUCAGAGCGGAGAGGCCGGCUGCAGCCAGCUGCUCUUCGCCAACUUUAACCAGGACAACACGUCCUUAGCUGUUGGUACAAAAUCAGGAUACAAGUUUUUCUCUUUGUCAUCGGUUGACAAAUUGGAACAGAUUUACGAAUGCACUGACACAGAAGAUGUGUGUAUCGUGGAAAGACUGUUCUCCAGUAGCCUUGUUGCUAUUGUGAGCCUCAAGGCACCUAGGAAGCUCAAAGUCUGUCAUUUCAAGAAGGGAACUGAGAUCUGUAACUACAGCUACUCUAACACUAUACUGGCUGUAAAACUAAACAGACAGAGGUUGAUAGUAUGUCUGGAAGAAUCACUGUACAUCCACAACAUCAGGGAUAUGAAAGUGCUGCAUACAAUCCGGGAGACUCCUCCAAACCCAUCAGGAUUGUGCUCGCUUUCGAUCAGCAACGACAACUGCUACCUGGCGUAUCCAGGAAGUGCGACGAUAGGCGAAGUGCAGGUUUUUGACACUGUUAAUCUGAGAGCUGCUAAUAUGAUCCCCGCUCAUGACAGCCCGUUAGCGGCCCUGGCUUUCGACGCGAGCGGAACAAAACUAGCCACGGCUUCUGAGAAGGGAACCGUCAUCCGUGUGUUCUCCAUUCCAGAAGGCCAGAAGCUCUUUGAGUUCAGGAGGGGAGUUAAGAGAUGUGUGAGUAUCUGCUCGCUGGCCUUCAGUAUGGAAGGACUUUAUCUAUCUGCCUCGAGCAACACCGAGACAGUUCAUAUCUUCAAGCUGGAGACACAGAGAGAAAAGCCGCAGGAGGAACCCACCACUUGGACGGGCUACUUCGGGAAAGUACUGAUGGCGUCGACCACGUACCUGCCUGCUCAGGUGUCUGAGAUGUUCACGCAGGGGCGGGCCUUCGCCACCGUCAGACUGCCAUUUUCAGGACACAAGAACAUCUGUGCUCUGGCCGUAAUCCAGAAGAUUCCGCGUCUUUUGGUGGCGGCGUCCGACGGCUACCUGUACCUGUACAACCUAGACCCACAGGAGGGUGGGGAGUGUACCCUCAUGAAGCAGCACAAAUUAGAUGGAAGCGCUGAACCUGCAAAUGAAAUUCUGGAGCAGACAUGUCAUGAGCGCCCACUAGUGGCACAAACCUACAGCACUGCCAUUGCCAAAGGUUACCCUGAGGAUCAGGGAGCAGUGGGUGGAGCCGGCGUGGAAGACGACAUCAACGCCCUGCACCUGGAUGAAGAAAACGAGCAGCCUCCGCUAAUCCUGGAGACGGACUGAGAGCUCUAACCCCUGCGCAUCCCUGAUGAUGCCAUGGGGCGGGAAAAAAUAAAUAAAAAUAAUAAUAAUAAACCACAGAGUUACACAUUUCAGAGGGAGCGCGUUUCUUCCUCCUCUGGCGCUGCUAUGUGAAAGGGGUUGAGAAGACGGGGGGCAUUUCAUAAGCGAGCCUAGCUGUAGCCUUCUCGUCUAUCAUGUAUAGAUGUUUCAAUGUCCGGUCCCCCCAUUUGUGGCUUUUUUUAUUUCUGACACCUUUGCUAUAAAAUACUACAGCGAGAGAAAAGUUUAAGCUACAGCUGUAUCAUGUCGAGUAGCUUUGCAUGUACAUGUGCCAAGUGCAAGAAAAACGUUUGUUCAUGGUCCUGAUGCGUGUUCAGUGGACAUUCUCCUCUUGAGCCUUGACAUGCUUUAAAGUGUGUGUGUGUGUGUGUGUGUUACUUUGCUUAAGCAGAAGAUAGCUAACUUAAUGAUGCGCCUGCUACACCAUACUGUGCAAUGUUAUUUUAAAUUGUCAGAAAUGUGGGGCGUCUGUCACCUGUGGCGAUUUUUUUUUUGUGACGAAUUGUGAACGUUCGUAACGUUUCUGAUGCCUUCAUGUUACUUUGCCAGCUUAAACAAUUCUUAAUGAAGACGACACUGAUUGUCUAGACACAGUAUUCACAUCACAAGCGCCACGCUUCUCUGACCUUUUUUUUUUCUUUUUCUUUUUUUGGAAGUUUUAACCAGAAAUCUAUGAAGGAUCUCCUUGUUUAUUUCUAGACCAAUAAUCCCACUACUUUUAUGGACCAUUUUUUUAUUUUAUUUUUUUGGGCGGAUGGAUCUUACAGGUCAGGUACACCCUUUCCCCUUCCUCUUCCCCUGAUGUAAUUGCAGAAUUGUACGCGCCAUUAAGACUUUAUAAAGCAUCAACCAUAUCAUUUGGAGUGGAAAUGAUGUGUUCAUUAUUUUGGGUAGAUGUUGGUGUGCAAACACUGCCCUGUGAUAUUAUAAUAAUAAUAACAAUAAACUGCCAGCUAUCGUCUGGUUUUCAGUUUAA